Leptonychotes weddellii (Weddell seal) is the source of this 2629-nucleotide messenger RNA. RefSeq names its product ubiquitin specific peptidase 45 (gene USP45). Gene Ontology annotation, cellular component: cytosol; nucleus. Lineage: Eukaryota; Metazoa; Chordata; Mammalia; Carnivora; Phocidae. Gene Ontology annotation, molecular function: cysteine-type deubiquitinase activity; zinc ion binding. The record is from RefSeq and is a predicted model, not a curated record. Gene Ontology annotation, biological process: protein deubiquitination.
ACGAGGCCUCGCUCGCCUCUGCCGACCGGGAGGUCGGCCGCACAGGCGCAGUCUCUUCUAGUUGUAGACGCAGCUGUUCUGCCACGCGUGUAAAUAACAGAUGCGGGUGAAAGAACCUUCCAAAGCUUUGCCUGAGAAAGCCAAAAGGAGGAAAAGACCUGCUAUACCUCGUGAUGAAGACUCUUCAGACGACAUUGCUGUAGGUUUCACUUGCCAGCAUGUAAGUCAUGCUGUCAGUGUGAAUCAUGUGAAGAAAGCAAUAGCUGAGAAUGUGUGGUCAGUUUGCUCGGACUGUUUAAAAGAAAGAAAAUUCUGUGAUGGGCAGCCAGUACUUCCCUCUGACAUAUGGUUGUGCCUCAAGUGUGGUUUUCAGGGAUGUGGUAGAAACUCAGAAAGCCAACAUUCACUAAAGCACUACAAGAGUUGGAGAACAGAAUCUCAUUGUGUUACAAUUAGUCUGAGCACAUGGAUUAUAUGGUGUUAUGAAUGUGAUGAAAAAUUAUCAACACAGUGUAAUAAGAAGGUUUUGGCCCAAACAGUUGAUUUUCUCCAGAAGCAUGUUUCUAAAACACAAACAAGUGCAUUUUCUAGAAUCCUAAAACUUUGUGAGGAAAAAUGUGAAACAGGUGAAAAAAAGAAGGGAAGAAAAGGCAGCAGUGUACCGUCUGUGAAAGGAAUUUCAAAUUUAGGAAAUACUUGCUUUUUUAAUGCAGUCAUGCAGAACUUGGCACAAUCUUACAUUCUUAUGGAACUGAUGAAUGAGAACAAAGAAAAUGGGACAAAACUCAAGAUUUUUCCUUCCCCAGACUCUCAGCUGGACCCAUUAAUAGUGGAACUUUCAAGCCCUGGAACAUUGACCUCAGCCUUGUUGGUGUUUCUUCACAGCAUGAAGGAGACUGAAAAAGGACCACUUUCUCCUAAAGUUCUUUUUAAUCAGCUUUGUCAGAAGGCCCCCCGAUUUAAAAGUUUCCAGCAACAGGACAGUCAGGAGCUUCUGCAUUAUUUGCUGGAUGCAGUGAGGACAGAAGAAACAAAGAGAAUACAAGCUAGCAUUCUAAAAGCAUUUAACAACCCAACUACUAAAACUGCUGAUGAUGAUACUAGAAAAAAAGUCAAAGCGUAUGGAAGAGAAGGUGUGAAAAUGAACUUCAUAGAUCGGAUCUUUAUUGGUGAAUUAACUAGCACAGUCAUGUGUGAAGAAUGUGCAAAUAUCUCCUCUGUGAACGAUCCCUUUAUUGAUAUUUCACUUCCUAUAAUAGAAGAAAGGGUUUCAAAACCGGUACUUUUGGGAAGAAUGAGUAAAUAUAGAAGUUCGCAGGCGACAGAUAAUGAUCAGUACAGUGACACUGUUACUAUAGAAAAUACUUCUGAACCCAGAGCCACCAAGAACCAGUCUUCAUCUAAAGAUAAGAAUCACCUAGUUCAUGGCAGAAAAUGUGUAAGAAAAUUGUCAUCUGGAGAAGAUAGAGCAGUCGUCAUAUGCCAGAAAAAUGAGCACCUUGAGAUGAACGGGGAUUCCUCAGCAUUUGCAAGCAUCACGAAUACCAAGUCGGCUCUGACUGAAAGCCCCACCGAUGGCAGUGAGAAAGAGGCCAGCCGUUCUGAAAGUAGCGCUGAUGCAGACAGCGAGGCUUCAGAAUCCGAAAGUGCUUCUGAGCAGGCUAUGUUGUUGAGGUCUAGCCGUGGAUGCUGUGUGCGCCCGCAUGCCCCCUCUCCCCAGCCGCCAGCAGCUGGACCACCCACCAGGGAGCCUGGCACUGGUGACAGGGGAGUGGCUGAAGCUAUUUCCGAACUUCAUCUGAGCCGCCCUGUAACUGGAGAUAGAGAUUUUGAUAGAGAAAAUAAGCCACCAAGUGUUCCAAAUAGUUUAUGUUCUUCAGAGGAGAAACAUAUGCUGUCUCCUCGCCCCCCAAAUGCUUUUCAGACCCUUUCUCAGAGCUAUGUAACUACUUCUAAAGAAUGCUCACUUCAGUCCUGUCUCUACCAGUUUACAUCUGUGGAAUUACUAAUGGGGAAUAACAAGCUUCUGUGUGAGAAUUGUGCUGAAAAGAAGCAGAGGUACCAAAAGGAAACCGGUUCCCCAGAAAAGAAAGCAGAAGUUUAUACUAAUGCCAGGAAGCAAUUGCUCAUUUCUGCUGUUCCAGCUAUCCUAAUUCUCCAUCUUAAAAGAUUCCAUCAGGCUGGCUUGAGUCUUCGAAAAGUAAACAGACAUGUAGAUUUUCCACUUAUACUUGAUUUAGCACCAUUCUGUUCUGCUACUUGUAAGAAUGUAAGUGUGGGAGAUAAAGUUCUCUAUGGUCUCUAUGGCGUAGUGGAACAUAGUGGCUCAAUGAGGGGAGGUCACUACACGGCUUAUGUGAAAGUGAGAACACCCUCCAGGAAAUUAUUGGAGCAUAUCACUGGAAAGACAUAUGUACCUGGUUUGAAAGAACCUGACAGUGAAUCAACAGGCCAGUGGGUCCAUGUUAGUGACACUUACGUGCAGGUGGUUCCAGAAUCAAGAGCACUUAGUGCACAAGCGUACCUUCUUUUUUAUGAAAGAAUAUUAUAAUUGUCUGUUAAUAAUUAGUGAUAAUGAUGAUUUAGAUCGCUUUUGUUUAAAUGCUGCAACAAUAACCAUAAUAUGUAA